UAUCCUCUUCUGCUUCAUGGAUAUGUAAUGUCUUAAAGUUUUCAAGUUCUUUUGUGUCAGCAACAGAAACACAAUGUGGAGAGCCGUGCAUCAAGGUUACUAUGAGCUGCCCGACCCGUACCUGAGCCAGUACCCGUACCAAUACCAGUACCAGUACUAUCCGGGUUACCUGAUGGGUCCAGGCCAGUACAACGACCUGAUCAUGGACAAUGCAAUCUACGGGUCGGACGAGUUCCGGAUGUACGCCUACAAGGUCAAGCGGUGCCCUCGCAUGCGCAGCCACGACUGGACCGAGUGCCCCUACGCCCACCGUGGUGAAAAGGCACAGAGGCGCGACCCGCGCCAGUACUUGUACGCCGCAAUCGCGUGCCCCGCGUACCGGAACGGGAGGUGCCACAAGGGGGACCUCUGCGACCUCUCGCACGGCGUGUUCGAGUACUGGCUCCACCCAGACAGGUACCGCACCCGCGCAUGCAAUGGGACACCGCAUUGCAUGCGCAGGGUGUGCUUCUUCGCGCACACCCCUGACGAGCUUCGCCCCGAGCCCGAAUUUUACCCGCGCAAGUUCUAUGUGCCGCAUCCGUACGAUCAGUACCCUCGCCGCCCGUACCGUCCUCAUAACUGUGCGUACCGGGCAGUUCCGGUGGGGAGGGGGAUGUACGGAGGCGGACAUCGAGGUGGUAGGUCAGCGACCGUGGAGGAGUAUGAGAUGAUACUGAAGAACAAGAAGAUUAUGGACGAGUCUUUUGAAAAGGUGGAGAGUUUCCUGAACAAUCUGAGGUCCUUGACGCUGAGUGAUGAGCCUUUCGAAUUCGAAGACGAGAUUGAGGCGAUGGAUAAUUAUGAGAUGGUAGAGGCAGCACCAUCGGUUUCGGAGCUGCCGGAGUUCGACUGGGUUACAGAGCUGUUGCAGUAAAUAAUUCUCUCAUUAGAGAGAGAAGGACAUUCUCAUUAUGGGGGUCGCUGUGUGAAGAAGAUUAGUGUCUGUAUGUAUUUUCAGUUUGCCGUGUUUGAAUUUCAGUGUAUGUACGAGUCGUCGUCGUCGUUUGGUGGUCAACCAGUGUCGUGUGUUGUAGUAAUAUUGUGGGUUUGAAGCUAUGUAUGUGUAAUGUAAUGAAAUAAAUAACAUGUAAAUCAUGUUCAGCUGAAUCCCUUGUAAAUGUGGACUUUAGUCCCUCUUUAUGUAAAGAAGGGUCAGCUCAAUCAAUAAGUUAACAAUAAUGUUCUCCUUC
Molecule: messenger RNA, 1232 nt
Organism: Prunus avium (sweet cherry)
Lineage: Eukaryota; Viridiplantae; Streptophyta; Magnoliopsida; Rosales; Rosaceae
Gene: PEI1
Product: Zinc finger C-x8-C-x5-C-x3-H type family protein
Molecular function (GO): metal ion binding
Source: RefSeq, a predicted model, not a curated record